GCAGGCAACGCGCCCUCCCUAUCCUCCCCAUUCCCCAGUUCAGUCCACUGCUUGGUUGGGGGGGUCGUCUAUGUUAUCUGCAGGCUCGGCGCCCGCGUUUGGUAUCGUGUCUCAUACUAGUAACUGGUCUGUUUUACUCCAAGGAGUACAGUUUGGUGAAAUAAUACGACCAUGAACGCGUUCUAGAAGAAACGGCAUCCAAAAUUUCCCUUCCGACCAGGUUUUGGUCAUGUACUUUUUCAUGCUGCUUUAGAAGAGUUGCGCACACGUAGCAUGGGAAGGGGAAGCAUUCUUGGCCAAAGGAUCCCUAACGUGGGACCCAUAUUACGGACAAUGUGAGAGGUAAGAGUGGAAGUUGUCCACGAAAGUCGCAUUCCUGCUUUCCUUUAACAAGGCGGGAUGUUUUAGCGCAAACCACAGCACCCAGCUGAGUCACGGCUUGUUGGGUAGCUGGCGUGAACUGGGUUGUGUUCACUCUAUUUGACGCAAUAUAACUUAACGCUGGCAUUCUCUCAAGCAGGUCCUCAUGUCAUUGAUACAGCUGCUUAACGGAAGUAAAGGCCAGACCCCGUGUUCAAAUCCACCUCUGAAGUGACAUCAGCCAAUCAAGUUUCCCCUCUCUCCCUGCAGUUGUUUGGGGGUGCUACUUUUUUGGAUUUCCCAGUUGGACUGGUGUAGGGGGAGGGCGGACCUACGCCUUCCCACGGCCCCUGUACAUAGACGUCACCAUGACCACCUCAUCGCUGCGCCGCUCGGUCAAGAACAUUGUCAACAACUACACGGACGCGGAGAUCAAAGUGCGCGAGGCCACCUCCAACGACCCAUGGGGACCGCCGACCUCGCUCAUGGCGGAGAUCGCCGACAUGACCUUCAACGUGGUGGCCUUCACCGAGGUCAUGGGCAUGAUCUGGAAGCGCCUCAACGACCACGGCAAGAACUGGCGGCACGUCUACAAGGCCCUGAUGCUGCUGGACUACCUGAUCAAGACGGGCUCGGAGCGGGUGGCCCAGCAGUGCAAGGAGAACAUCUACGCCGUCCAGACCCUGAGGGACUUCCAGUACAUCGACCGCGACGGCCAGGACCAGGGCAUCCACGUGCGCGAGCGCGCCAAGCAGCUGGUCUCCCUCGUCCGCGACGACGAGCGGCUGAGGCAGGAGAGGGCCCAGGCCCACAAGACUCGGGAGCGCAUGGCCGGCGGUAGCCUGGGCUACGGGUCCAUGCCGCCACCGUACCCAGGCCGCAGGACCAGCCAGCCCAGCAUGGGAGCCCUGUACGGGGAUGAGUACAGCAGAUCGCGGGGGUCGCCAUCCUCCUAUAAUUCCUCUUCUUCCUCCCCCCAACUAGCGCCGGAUCUGGAGCAGGCUCGGCCCCAGACCAGCGGGGAGGAGGAGCUGCAGCUGCAGCUGGCGCUGGCCAUGAGCCGAGAGGAGAGCGAGAAGACGGCCCCCGGCCACGGGCACGGGCACGGACCUGGGCACGGGCAUGGGCAUGGGCAUGGGCACGGCCAGGGGCACGGCCAGGGGCACAGCCAGCCCCCCCAGCAGCACCCCAAACCUGAACACCGCCACGCCGCCGCUGCCGCCACAGUCACCGCCACCGCCACGCCUGCUGCCAGUCCUCCUGCGGCCGUGGUGGACAUCGACGAGCAGACACAGCUCCAGAUAGCCAUGAGCCUCAGCAAGGAGGAGGCCAUGAAGCCCCGUCCCCCACCACCUGCUGCCUUGGAUAUGGAUGAGGAGACCCAGCUCCAGCUCGCCCUGACCCUGAGCAAAGAGGAGCACCAGCAGGAGCAACGGAGUCGCCAGGGUGAUGAGUCGAUGCUCCAGAAAGCUCUUGAGGAGAGCAAACGAGAGAUGGAGGCAAAGAAAGGAGGGCACUCGGCCAUGAUGGAUCUGGUGGAUAUUUUUGCUCCGGCCCCUGCCGAGGCCUCGGGGGGCCACUCCUGGGACUUGGCGUCCGGAGGGGACGGUCAUGCCUCAGCCUCUGGUGGCUCGCUAAUGUCCGACCCCUGGGACUCACUGGAAGGCAGCUCAGCAAGAGGUGCCAGUGGCUCGUGGUUGGUGGCUCCGUCGGCUUCCUCCACCGGCCUCCCUCCACAGCAGCCGUGGGAUCAGAGGUCCAAACCGACCGACCCGUGGGACGCCCCGCCGAGAGGAGGGCCCAGCAUGGCCGGGCAGGCGUGGGGCUCAUCUCCUGCCCAUAAAGAUGCAGACCUCUUUGACGACGCCAUGGAUGGCGGGCAGGUGAACGGGCAUGACGGGAGCAGCCCUGAGCCGUUCGAUAUGUCUCGACUAGGAGAGAGCCUGGCCGACCCCAAGCCCCGGGCCUGUCGCACCCCCGAGGCCUUCCUGGGUGUUGCAGGCGCGUCGCUAGUCAACUUGGACUCACUCAUUCCCACCAGCCCCGCCCCCAAGACCUUGAACCCAUUCUUGACAGGUCCAGCUCCCCCAGCAGCGCCCUCCAAUCCAUUCCAGAGCGAGCAGCCCCGCCUCACCCUGAACGAGAUGCGCCCCCUCGCCACCUCUCCGGUGCCCCAGCCUGGCUCGCUGCCCUACAGUGCCUCGCUGCCUCUGCCCUCCAACCCGCAGCCCUCCUCUCUGCCCUCCUCCCUCACCCAGCCCGCCGGCGGCGCCGCCGCUGCCCCCAGGCCCCUGGAUCUGCCCGGCAACCUGCCCCAGCCGCUGCUGCCCCUCUCCUCCGCCGGCGCGCUGGGACCCCCUGGAGCCGACCCGCAGAACCAGAAUCCUUUCCUCUGAGGCCCAAUAUCUCCUCUCUCUCUCCCUGGCCGGACCCAACCCGUUCCUCCCAGGCAAAGCUGUUUGUAGGUCAUAAUCUCAGGCUGCUCAGUUGGCCCUGAUGGGAGAGGGGAAAAAAACGCUGUAGUUUUUUUUCUUUCUUUUUUCGUUUUGUUGUCACGACCCCUAAAUGUCAAUAGACCUGUAGAGAACAACUGGAACUAAAAAGUCAAUACUGACAGCUAUGUUUAAUAACCAUGAGUUUUAUAUGGGCUUAACUAUGUUCACAUACUUUGCUAUCUUACUGUUAUCUCUCGUCAGCCGGUGUGGCUCUGUUGCAGGAGACGCAUCGGCCAGCGAGGGAAGAGACACAAAUGAAUGCACAAACGGGGGGGUUACGGUAGAUGAGAUCCAUGUCGAUUGGAACCAAGUCAAAUGGUUCCAAUGGUCUUUUUUUGCAAGAUGGUUUUUAAUACUUUCUGCAAUGCCACGAGAACAAUUUACUCACAACAUGCUUCAGCUGAUUUCACUGAUGGCUCCACGCACUGUGCUGUCCUGAUCAAUACUGAAUGUACACACCUCACUAUGCGUCUCUGCUCACACCCCUCCCUGGCCAACACCUCAUGCCCCCAUGAUCCAGACCGCCUCUGGAUUGGCUGCACUGACUGGGCCUUCUCUCCCCUCACACUCUAGGCCGGGAGUAACUAACGCCUGAGAACAAAACGGCAAAGGGAGAUGCGCCAAAAAAAAAAAAAACUCAUCUUGCAUAACGAGACCCGGCUAGCUGGAUAAAAGCGACUUAAGUAAUGUUAAGAAUUUGCUAUAGAGGAGAGGGAGUUUAGGAGAAUGAAUUUGUGAGUGCGUGGGUGCGUGUGUGUGUGUGUGUGAGUGAGUGUGAUGAUGGGGAAGAGUAUGGAACAUGACACUGAUUACUGAUAUUUUUUCAGAGAAUGAAGCUACUGCAAAACCAUCGUGCUAACAGAAUGUAAGAAAAACGUGAGAAUGUGUCGCUGUAUGAACCAUUGCUCUUGAAAUAUAAGGAUGCAGUUAACAACUCAA
This is a messenger RNA of Engraulis encrasicolus (European anchovy), 3794 nucleotides long. RefSeq names its product epsin 3a (gene epn3a). Gene Ontology annotation, molecular function: phospholipid binding; clathrin binding. Gene Ontology annotation, cellular component: clathrin vesicle coat; plasma membrane; endosome. The record is from RefSeq and is a predicted model, not a curated record. Gene Ontology annotation, biological process: endocytosis. The transcript has 10 exons. Bases 729 to 2756 code for a protein of 675 amino acids. NCBI's taxonomy places the organism in Eukaryota, Metazoa, Chordata, Actinopteri, Clupeiformes, Engraulidae.